AUGGCAAGCGGUUUGGUUGCUGUGGUGAUUCUAUUCUCUCUCUUCUGUGUAAGAGAGCUACAAUCAGAAAGUAUCAGACAGUUUCAGACGUACCAUGACAGUACAGGUCAUACGUUCAAAGUGACAAACACACCCUGUCAGCAGACAAUUAAUACAACUGACGUCAUCAUAAACUGUACAGGUCUUUCACUGGAUCGUGUUAAUUCAAGUUGGUUUCCUUUAAAUACAACAGUUAUUGUAUUGGAUUACAAUCUUUUGACAGAAAUAAAAAACGAAACGUUUAAAAACUUAACACACUUACGUUUGUUAAGUAUAAGAUAUAAUAAAAUAUACAAGAUACACACAAAUGCAUUUUCUGACCUUAUUAAUCUGGAAGUCCUAAACCUAGAGUAUAAUGCUCUGGAGUUUGAUAACAACAGCUAUCCAGAGGGCAUAUUUUCUCCACUCAUUAAUUUAAAGGAACUCUAUCUGAGACAAGACCAAGAUUGCACCAAGAGUGAAUACCCUUCAUGUUUUCUUUGUCCACUAACAAAUCUGACCACUCUGUCUAUAGACAGUGUAGGAGAAACAGUCAACUUUGGACCAGAGUUUAACAAACUUGGUAAACUCACAAACAUUUUUCUGAGUGUUUGUUCUAAUUCUAUUUCUGAAAGCACGUUUAAAAAUUUAAAUCAUUUGAAGGAAUUAAAAAUAGAUGGCUCGGGUACCUUGUCUAAUUUUAGCAACAAGGCCCUAUCCUAUUUGCCUUUGUUAGAUAGCUUUACUCUCAUGUAUGUAAAUGCAGGGAAAAAACAAGCUUUACAAAUUCUUCAACCACUAGUAGGAAGAAAUAUGACUUUGAUCAAAUUUUUAAGAGUUAUUUUAGGUGCCCCCACAGGAUUUACGAGUAAUUCAAUCCAAGACGAUGUGCUCGAUAUAGAAAAAACCAAGUAUCUUAUACAAAUUUGUGUCCGACGAUUUGAAUUCAUUUAUUCUUCUCUAUUUAUUCUUGAUCAAAAUGCUUUAGUUAGUGAAACCUGGCAUUCGUGUCUAGAAUAUUUGGACUUAUCUGAAAAUAGAUGGAUUGGGAGUAACUUAGGGCUUAUCAGAUUAUUAACUUUAAGAAGCUUACAAAAUGUGUAUGCCCACGGUUCUUCAAACGGACCUGCCACGCCAAGUAAGUUUAAAAUAUCUGACUACUAUCUGUCUGAGAAUGAACAUCUACACAAGUUAAAGUCACAGAAAACUCCAAAUAUAAUAUAUGAUGAAAUUAUUGUCAAGAGAAAAAACAAUACGAAAUUGAAAAGUAUUAUAUUUUAUGGGUCCAAAUCAUUGAAAUAUCUUCACAUAGGACAAUUGAUGGACGGCGCUAAUUUAGAUAUCAAUAUCUCAUUUGUUGGAAUGGAAAAUGUAGAAUAUCUCGAUGCUUCUGAUAAUGGAUUUCAAUUCGCUACAGGUAGAAUUGAAGGUUUAACAAAAAUUAAAACAGUGUUAUUUUCAGGAAACGAUUUCUCAGAUUUUUCUCCAACAUUUUUAGACUCAUUUUCAGCAGUUGAAAACUUAGGUUUGGCAAACUGCAGAUUUGACUUAAAUAGUUUUCAAUCUAACAGCUUAAGAAUUUUUAUGAAUUUAAAAUCACUAAAGCUUCUCGAUUUAUCUUUAAAUUCUCUAAGUUUUAUCGCACCAAAUACUUUUUCUACUAACCCUAACAUGACAGAAGUUUAUCUUGUAACCAACAGGUUUACUGAAAUUCCUUUCAACCUUAAGCUGACACCAAACUUGCGGGUACUUGACCUUAGUGAAAAUGCUAUUUCGACAUUGGAGGAAGACAUAACAAUGGAACUUGAUGAAUUGGCUGAGAGAAACGGAAAAUUAAGUUUGCGUUUAGCUGGAAAUAUUUUAUCAUGUGGUUGUGAGAACUUCUAUUUCAUCAAAUGGAUUCUUACAACACACGUAGAAAUAGAUUUUGAUUCCAAUUUGUUGUGUGUCAACGAAUCUGGUUUGUAUUCUCAACUAGAUAAACAUUGGAAUGUUGGUACAUUUUGGCGUCAGUGUGUGGGUCAGCAAUAUCUUUAUGUCUCUGUUGUUAUUUUGUGCGUCAUCGUUAUUAUAUUUUUGGGGUCUUUUGUUGUCAUGCGGUGUAAACUGUACAUUAUGGCUUAUGUUGCUCAAAUACUUGGCACUGUACCACGUAGAAGAUUAACAGAUUUUCAAAACCACGUAUUUAUAGUUUCAUCUCCCAACGAUGACUUUUUUACAUUUUUAAGCAACUAUUUACAUCAAACUUUUUUUCUGAACACUCGAGACUUCAGAGAUCUUGAUCCAGGACGUCCAGAAUAUGAAGGUUUGUGUGCUGAGAUCAACGCCACCUGGCGUGUAAUUCUAGUUAUAACAAAAGAGUUUUUUCACGACAAUAAUUUCCAGAUGCACUGCAACCUAGUGUUGAACAGUAUGUCACAUGACAACCCGGGAAAGGUGCUUCUACUUUAUGAAAGAAACGUACAGCUAAAUGUUGAUUUAAUUAAAGCGAUUGGUGAAGAUAAUAUCCUCGAAGUUCCAUUAUGGCAGAUGACACCAAAUAUGGAUGAGUUUUUGUAUGACAGAAUAUUUAUUGAUUGUUAA
Molecule: messenger RNA, 2601 nt
Organism: Physella acuta
Lineage: Eukaryota; Metazoa; Mollusca; Gastropoda; Physidae
Product: toll-like receptor 4
Biological process (GO): signal transduction
Cellular component (GO): plasma membrane
Molecular function (GO): protein binding; signaling receptor activity
Source: RefSeq, a predicted model, not a curated record